This is a messenger RNA of Spea bombifrons (plains spadefoot toad), 532 nucleotides long. It is a transcript of the gene EFCAB10, whose product is annotated as EF-hand calcium binding domain 10. Gene Ontology annotation, molecular function: calcium ion binding. Lineage: Eukaryota; Metazoa; Chordata; Amphibia; Anura; Pelobatidae. Bases 54 to 446 code for a protein of 130 amino acids. The record is from RefSeq and is a predicted model, not a curated record. The transcript is spliced from 4 exons.
GGUGGAGACGUGGCGGUAUCUUAGCAACGGAACAUACGCUGUUAGGAACUGCGAUGGCGGCUGGCAGAGAGCUGGAAGCGAAAGAAUAUCUUCGUGAAAACAAGAUUAUGGAGUUAAUGAACAACUUGACAAGCCUGCUGCUUUAUCACCGACCCGAAAGGCCACGAGAAUUUCUAAUAAAUGAGUUGGAAAAGCUGAAACUUGCCAGAAUAGCAGAUGUGGAAUAUCCAUGCCUUUUUGAUGAGUCUAAUCUGGAUGCUGUGUUCAGGAUUCUUGAUCCUUCAGGUCAAGGAUACAUAACAGGGGCACAGUUCAUGGAAGCAUCAAAAACUCUUGGGGUAAACAGCAACAACUUUGUUAACCUUCCUGAGAGAAUCACACUGGAAGUCUUUAAGUAUGAAAUGAGGACUCAGCUGAAGAAAGCUUGUGCGACAUUCAGAACCUAACAAACCAUAAGCAUACAUUUAUUUACCUCUGGACCUUUCCCUUUGUUUUGUGGAUCAUAUAAUAAACAAUACACUUUAUCAUAUAA